Neospora caninum is the source of this 2100-nucleotide messenger RNA. RefSeq lists its product as hypothetical. The transcript has 7 exons. Lineage: Eukaryota; Apicomplexa; Conoidasida; Eucoccidiorida; Sarcocystidae. Gene Ontology annotation, cellular component: nuclear pore central transport channel; nuclear pore. Gene Ontology annotation, molecular function: phospholipid binding; structural constituent of nuclear pore. The record is from RefSeq and is a predicted model, not a curated record. Gene Ontology annotation, biological process: RNA export from nucleus; protein import into nucleus. The coding region runs from base 1 to 2100 and encodes 699 amino acids.
AUGUUUGGUUCCGCGGGCGCCUCGGCCACUUCCGGCGGCCGAUUUGGCGCGUCUUCGGCGCAGCCGGCUGGCGGCGGGUUGUUCGGCAGCUCUGCAUCGGCCCAGACGGCUCCAGGCGGCGCCUCUGCGACGACCGGGAUGGGUCUCUUCGGGUCUACUCCGGCGGCAACUGGCGGCCUGUUUGGGAGCGCCUCCGGAGGCGCAGCCGGGACUGCAGGGACCGCGCAGUCUGGCGGAGGCCUCUUUGGAGCCGGAGGCGCAGCCGGGACUGCAGGGACCGCGCAGUCUGGCGGAGGCCUCUUUGGAACCGGAGCGACGACCGCGACGGGCGCCGGCGGGGCGAGUCUCUUCGGCGGGGGCGCGCAGAAGCCGGCGACGGGCGGAACGACGGGACUGUUUGGAGGCGGAACUGCGGCCGCAGGGACAGCGGGCGGUGGGGGCCUGUUUGGGAGUUCUCAGGCGGCCAAGCCCGCAACCGGAGGCCUGUUUGGAGCCCCAGCGGCGCAGAACACGGGCGCGACGGGCGGUCUCUUUGGAGCCCAACCGUCAGGGACGACUGCGGCGCCUGCAGGCGUCGUCGUCCUGCCGAGAGAACCCACCGUGGCAAACAUCGACCGAGUGGUGCCUGGGGUGCUGGAAAAGUUCAAGAAGAUCGAGGAGAAGAUGCGAGAGGAGGAGAGAGUCAUGAACGAACUGCAGACAGCGACGAGGAAGAUGAAGGAAUCUUUUUCGGGGUUUUCCUCCUCGCUUUCCGCACACCAGUCACGCGUCUCCUGGGCGUUCCAUCACGUCCUCGUCUUGAAGCGCCAGGCGCAGAAUCUGGCCCCCGUCGUUCAGCGCGACAAGCAACUCGCUUUGCAGGUUGAACAGCUCCACCAGCAACUCGAACAAAACAUUACUGCGGCUAACGCCUCUCUGGCGAGGGCCAGCUCUGUGGGCGCAGCGCGCGAUGCCGUCUAUGUCGUCCCUCUUCAGGUGCCGUGUCCUUUGUCUACGCCGCUGUAUCAACAGCUUUUGCAAGAUGUGUGGAGUGUAAGUGGAAGGCUCCAGCAACUGGAGCAGCACGUAAAGCUGUUGCGACUCGAGCGAGAGAACGCUGCGCGGGCGAGCUGUCCGUACGCCGAUGAAGCGUACCCAGCGGGAGGCGAUUUGGCAGCCGGAAGCGACUUCCACUCCGAAAUUCAAAUGAUCAAAGAGGUCCUCGACUCUCAGCGGGAAGUCUUGCUCGCCACGGCACAGAAAGCCCUCGAACUCCGAGAAACCACGCGGCGGAUGCAAGAUCAUCUCGAGCGUCUGGGGGUUAAGAUUCCCGUCUUCCCCGAAGACCAGGAAGAGGCCGCAGUGAAUGCGAUGGCUGUCCAGGCGAGCCAGAGCACGGGAGGAUGGGGAAAGAGAUUUGUCAUGCUUCCGCAGGUCGACACACGCGCUGCACUGACUGCCUCUUCGGGACUACCCGCUCCGACCUCCUCACCUCUCGGUGGCCUUUUGGGGCCUGUGAGCUCCCAGACGUCACCGGGCACUUCCGGCGGCCUAUUUGGCGCGUCUUCGGCGCAGCCGGCUGGCGGCGGGUUGUUCGGCAGCUCUGCAUCGGCCCAGACGGCUCCAGGCGGCGCCUCUGCGACGACCGGGAUGGGUCUCUUCGGGUCUACUCCGGCGGCAACUGGCGGCCUGUUUGGGAGCGCCUCCGGAGGCGCAGCCGGGACUGCAGGGACCGCGCAGUCUGGCGGAGGCCUCUUUGGAACCGGAGGCGCAGCCGGGACUGCAGGGACCGCGCAGUCUGGCGGAGGCCUCUUUGGAACCGGAGCGACGACCGCGACGGGCGCCGGCGGGGCGAGUCUCUUCGGCGGGGGCGCGCAGAAGCCGGCGACGGGCGGAACGACGGGACUGUUUGGAGGCGGAACUGCGGCCGCAGGGACAGCGGGCGGUGGGGGCCUGUUUGGGAGUUCUCAGGCGGCCAAGCCCGCAACCGGAGGCCUGUUUGGAGCCCCAGCGGCGCAGAGCACGGGCGCGACCGGCGGUCUCUUUGGAGCCCAACCGUCAGGGACGGGCGGGAGCAGUUUGUUCGGCAACACAGGUGGCGGCUUAUUUGGAGCGAAGUAG